Molecule: messenger RNA, 2910 nt
Organism: Lolium rigidum
Lineage: Eukaryota; Viridiplantae; Streptophyta; Magnoliopsida; Poales; Poaceae
Product: protein ACCUMULATION AND REPLICATION OF CHLOROPLASTS 3, chloroplastic-like
Exons: 17
Coding region: 1-2220 (739 amino acids)
Biological process (GO): chloroplast fission
Cellular component (GO): cytosol; chloroplast outer membrane; extrinsic component of plastid membrane
Source: RefSeq, a predicted model, not a curated record
AUGUCGGGCUCAGUCCGGGGCGGCGGCCUGGUAGUACUCCCACUCCCGCCGCCGCUCGCUUCAACGCACCGCCUCGCCCCGUCCCCGCGUAGGCGCCACCGCCGCGCCGCCCCCGGGGUCCGCGCGGCUGCGGCGGCGGAGGGUGCCCCGCGGCCGACGGAGCCCGUCGAGGUGGUCGGCGUCGGGAGCCGGAAGGACGCCGUCAUCGACUUCUGCCUGGGCUCCCGCACCCUCUCCUCCACCCCGAUCCGCUUCUGGACAGUACAUGCAGAUAAUUCCGAAGUACAGUUCAUACAAAGAAGGCAUGGUGCAGAGGCAGUAGUCAGAGACUUGGAACCUCCCUUGUCUCUUCAUCCAUGCCCACCGGCGCUUAUAAUUGUUGCGAGUGCCGGACAGGAGGCUGAUCAAGUUGCUGCACUGGAGCUUCUAAGUGCUGCGAAAUCUGCUAAUAAUCUUGCUGCAUCAAUAUUUUUGAAGCCCUUCUGUUUCGAGGGACAAAGGCGGCAAGUAGAGGCAUCUGAUUUGAUUGUUAAACUUCAAGCAUGCUCAAACUUUCACAUUGUUAUUGAAGCUGAUUCACUGCUUGAGACCGAAGUGGAGACCCUUGCUGAAGCUCUGGAAAGUGCCAAUAAUGCCGUCCUAUCGACUAUUAGCAUGAUAUCUAUCAUGAUGUCGGGAUUCAAUCAGAUGUUCUGGAGCUCCCCUGAUGCACAAAUUAAGGAAGUUGGUCCGGAGGAAGUAGGCAAACUACUCAAAUGCUACGGGGAAGCUAGAGUUGGAUUUGGUGCUGGCUAUAAUGUUCAAUCAGCUAUUAAGCAAGCUGUUCUUCAUUGUCCAUUUCUUCGUGAAGGCAUAAAGGAAUUGAACAAUGUGGUUUUCCUCUCCAUUACAACUUCUCGGGUAUUGGCUGAGAGUGACAUGAUAUCGACUCUACACAUGUUUCGUCGAGUUACCGGGUUCAGUGAGGAUAUUAUAUUUUCUAGAAAUUCUGAACCUGAUUUAGAGCCGAAACUCAUAGUAGUUUCUCUCCUAACAAUUAGAAAUAACCGUGGUGAAAAUGUUACCUCGGUAAAGGAGGGGUUCCUUUCGAGCUUGGCUUUGCGUUUUCCUUUUAUAUCCUCUCUUAUGGGAGGAGACACUCCAGAGCUUAAACAAGCUUGGUCAAAUAACUCAUUCAGGCAACCGCCUGAUAGUGGAUUGAGUUUGGAAGAACAAGGAUUGUCAAAAGUUUCAAGUGCUUCUAAUUUUAUUUCUGAAGAGAUGGAAAAUGUCAAACCUGAAAGGGGAUCUAAUAACAACAACGGGAGAGCACAGCCAGAGUUUCAAGAAGCUAAUUUCGAAUCUGAUGGAGAAAUUAAUAUAGAUGCUGGCAGAGUGGAUUUAAGUUCAGAGAAAGGGCAUAAUUUCUGGAGCAAUGCCCCUGCCUUUGCUAUUGCACAACUAUGGGCUAAAGAGCGUACAACAACAGAUAGAGGCAAUCGAAGUAAUGAGCUCGAUGUUAUCACUCUGCCUGUUGGUGUAAAAUCUCCUGAAUCUCAGUAUGAUCAUUCUCCAAAUAUACAGCCUGAAACUCGCAAUGCUACUGAUAGCACAUCGCCAGCUACUGGGAAUGCUGCCUCUAGACCCUCACUUUCUGAUGUUGGUUUGGAGAAAGUGAUGGAGAUAUGCAGUUCCGCAGCAGCACUCCUAAAGGGCAGAAUGGAUAAAUCUCGAAAACGUGGCUCAGCUGCCAGCCGAGCUGCAUCAAUGCUUGAUGCAGAAAGAGAACCCGAAAAAACAUGGAGCCCAGUAGUUGAAAUACAGUUUGGAGAAGGAACUUACAGAGGAAGAUGCCAAGAAGGUGUCCCUGAAGGAAAGGGACGCUUAACCUACAUGGAUGGCAGCUUUUAUGAUGGACUCUGGAGGUAUGGCAAAAGAUCCGGUUUGGGAACCCUUUAUUACAGUAAUGGUGAUGUAUUUCAUGGAACAUGGAGGGAUGGUCUAAUUCAUGGAAAGGGUUGGUUCUUCUUUCACAGUGGUGACCGUUGGUUUGCGAAUUUUUGGAAGGGUAAGGCUAAUGGCGAGGGAAGAUUUUAUGCCAAGGAUGGGAGCAUACUCUUUGGCCAUUUUCAAAAUGGAUGGCGCCAUGGGGAGUGCCUGUUGAUAGAUGUGAAUGGAUCAAGGUGGCUUGAAGUUUGGGAUGAUGGUCUACUUACCGAACGGACUAAGCUGAAAGACUAGUAUUCUGAUCUAACUGAUUUCUCUGGACGUCUUUGGCAAAGUCUUGCUGCUCAGAUUAGGGAGGACAAUGCUUCCAUAGUGCAAAUCCUUCAAGACUAUUUGUCUUGUCCAAUUGUUGGUAGGUGUCUGCUGGAAGCUUUGUCAAAGUGAUUGUGCUAUUUUUCAAAGCUGUGAGCUGUAAUGGUUGCUGGAUCCGCCCCAAGAAGUAUGGGAGGCUCUCGUCAUAAUUCUGUUAUUCAAAGUGGGGAACGGAAACACCAUCACAAGCACAAAGAAGCACGCCUGGUUCUUUUUGCUGAUAGCUGCUACAUAUUUCUAGGCUCUGUAUGCGGAUGAAGAAAGUCUCCACAUUUCCAAUUGAAUACGCCCCAUCAGUACCAAAUGUAUAUAGUAUUAGUGUGUAGAUACUGAUGUGCAUCUUAUUUCAAGUUUAUUUACAUAUCUCCACAUCGCCCAGUCAGAGGUGCCCAAUGAUUUGAUGGGUACUGCAUAAACUGUAAGGAAGAGGUGACAUAGGGUCAGAGAGGGAAUCCAUGAUGUAGAUAGAUAUUGUGCGUAGUGUGUGUGUGUUUCAACUUUCAUUUUGAGCUUUUUGGCGACUGUAAGCUGAUUAAUACGGUUUUGUCAAGAAGUUCUUCACUGGUGGACAACAAUAGUACUAUUGAUUAAUCCAUUCUUGAUAAUGCCUAA